AGAGAGAGAGAGAGACGGUUGGGGCGGUCGGCCGUUAUCCAUCCCAUUUAAGCGUUCGUAACUGUCCAUCGAUCCGUAGGUCUCCACAUUUACCGGUCCUCCCUUACCUGUUUAAAUUACCUGCCUGUCUCACUCUCCACCUCAUCUACCUUACCUCAUUACAUAUUAAGAGUGCGGAAGAAGUAACAACCGCCUCCCUUACCUGUAUGUGCUGUUUAAUACCUGGCUGUCUUACUCUCCACCUCAUUUAACUUACUUUAUUUUAGGAUAUUAAAGGUGAGGAAGAAGUAGCCAAAAACACAAAAUAUAUGAAAAAAAAAUCGGAAAAAGAAUAUUAGACGAAAAAACUCAAAUAAAUUAACAUGAGAAAAUAUAUGACUUAAAUUACUUACCUGUCUCACUAUCUACCUCAUCCACCUUACCUCUUUCUAUGUAUUAAGAGUGAGGAAGAAGUAGCCAAAAACACAAAAUAUCUGAAAAAAAUCGGAAAAAUAAUAUUAAACGAAAAAACACAAAUAAAUAAACAUGAGAAAAAAUAUUAGUUUAAAUUACUUACCUGUCUCACUCUUCACCUCAUCCCUUACCUCUUUCUAUGUAUUAAAAGUGAGGAAGAAGUCAUAAAAAAACACUGACUAUCUGAACAAAAUUGCAUAAAAGAAGAAUAUUAGACAAAAAACUACAAAUGAAGGAAAAUGAGAAAAAAAAUAUUACUGUUUAAAUUACUUACCUGUCUCACUCUCCACCUCAUCUACCUUACCUCUUUAUAUAUUAAGAGUGAGGAAGAAGUAACAAAAAACACUAAAUACUUGCACAAAAAUCGCAAAAAAUAUAUUAAACGAAAAAACGAAAAAUAACGAACUUGAGAAAAAAAUACAUAUCACCUUACCAUUUACUAUAUAUUAAAAGUGAGGAAGAAGUACCGUAACAAAAAAACAAAAAAAACACAAGAUAUCUGGAAAAAGUCGCAAAAAGAAGAAUAUUAGGUUAAAAAAAAAUAUCAAGGAACACGAGAAAAAAAAUUACAAGUAACACGUGGAUGAUACUUCGAGAGGAGGGAAUAUACGAAGGUUGUUUGCUACCUCAUUCCGCGCCGUAUGACCACUGUAGUUCCGGCGCCAUGAUCUUACAAUUCAAUCAAUCAAUCAAUUUCUACCUCAUGUACCUUACCUCUUACUCACCUAUAUUUACUUGUUCUUGCUUCUUUCAAUCGUUUGUCUGCUGUGUUUACCUGGUUUCAUUAUCUUAUCAGCUGUUUGUUUUAUUGUGAUGUUAUGCUAUUUAUGGUUAUCUGUCGUAUCUCAGGUGUGUGUGUGUGUGUGUGUGUGUGUGUGUGUGUGUGUGUGUUUGUAUCAUGUCAUUUAUGUUUCUUGUUCUUCUAUGUCUUGGGUACCUCCUGUUCUUCUAUGUCUGAGGCACCUCCUGUUCUUCUAUGUCUUAGGUAACUCCUGUUCUAUAUCUUAGGUACCUCUUCUUCUAUGUCUUAUGCGUGUGUUGUAAGCUUAUCUUUUCUUACAUUGACCAUUCACCCGAAAUUGACCUCUCUUCUCGCCUCUCGUUUUCUUGUGUCGGUACAGCGUAUAGCGUUUUUUGUUUGUUUGUUUGUUUGUUUUGCCCUUGAGCUGCCUCCCUUUCCAUCUGUUUAUCAAUCCAUCAUUCUCUCAAAUUUUUCCUCACUAGUUUUUUUUUCUUCCCCAUUUCAGUGUGCAUCUGUCCUCACCCGUCCCUCUGUUUGUAGUUCAUCUUUCUGCCUGUCUGUCAGUUUAUCGUCUUCUACAAGGUGUUCUGUCUACGUCGCUGUCUGUAUAAAACCUUUCAGUCUGUCUGUCUCUGUAUCUACCUCUGUCAAGAUUACUUUCUACUUCUUAUCAUUUUCUGUCCCUUUGUUCUAUUUUACUGAUGACAUUGCUAUCAUAUCUACGUCAUUUUCUGUAUAUAGAUCUUUUAGUCUGUCUGUCUGUCUGUCUGUGUGUCUUUCUCUGUCUGUAUUAGUUUCUCCUACUUAUCAUUUUCUGUCCGUUUGUUCUAUUUUACUGAUGACAUUGCUAUCAUAUCUACGUCAUUCUCUGUCUAUAAAUCUUUUAGUCUGUGUCUGUCUGUCUGUGUAUCUUUCUCUGUCUGUAUUAGUUUCUCCUACUUAUCAUUUUCUGUCCCUUUGUUCUAUUGUACUGAUGACAUUGCUAUCAUAUCUACGUCAUUCUCUGUCUAUAAAUCUUUUAGUCUGUGUCUGUCUGUCUGUGUAUCUUUCUCUGUCUGUAUUAGUUUCUCCUACUUAUCAUUUUCUGUCCCUUUGUUUUAUUUUAUUGAGCACAUUGCUAUCAUAUUUAAGUCAUUCUCUGUCUUUCUCUGUAUUUACCGUUGUCAAUAUGUUUCAACUGCUUAUCAUUUUUCGUCCCUUUGUUCCUUUGUUAUCACAUCUACGUCAUUCUCUGUCUUUCUCUGUAUUUACCGUUGUCAAUAUUAGUUUCAACUGCUUAUCAUUUUCCAUCCCUUUGUUCGUUUUACUGCUCACAUUGUUAUCACAUCUACGUCAUUCUCUGUAUAUAAACCACCCAGUCUGUCUCCGUCUUCCUCUGUCAAUAUUUGUCUCUUCUGCUCAUCGUUAUCCGUCCCUUUGUUUCAUUUUACUGUCCACAUUGCCAUCAUAUUCGCGUCCUGCUGCUGAGAUGAUGGUUCUUCUCCUUUUCUCUUUUUCUACUUUCCUGUAUUUUGUUUUCUUAUCCUUCCUUCUUCCUCCCUCCCUCUCUCUCUCUCUCUCUUGUGGUGGUGGUGGUGGUGGCGAUGUUGAGGCCUACAAGACACGCGUACUUUCGGUGUCAUAAAGUCGACGAACUGUACACGACCACCGCCCUCACAUCCCUAUAUUGUAUUGUGGCCAGGUUCGUCAUGAAAAGGGAGGAGGAGGAGGAGGAGGGUGGGCGGUAGAGGAGAAGGAGGAGGAGGAAGAAGGGAAGGGUGAGAAGUAGAGAAGAGAGGGAGAAGGGAGGAGAACGGGGAGGGUAGGGUAGGCAAGUGUAGAAUAGAGGUAGAUUUAGUUAAGGUAGGGGAAAGGUAAGGUUGGGUUUGGGUGGUGUUAGUUUAGACCGUUAGAGGGAGAUUAGGGUGAAAAAUAAGGAGAGGAAGGGAAAAUAACAAAAGGAAGCUGAAAUGAAAGGAAAACAGAUAUAAAUGGAAGGGAAAGGAAAGGAAAGAAAAAUAAGGAAGAGGAGAAAUAAGGUUAGGGAAGGGAAGGAGAGGAAAGGAAAAUAACAAAAGGAAGGGGAAAUGAAAGGAAAACAGAUAUAAAUGGAAGGGAAAGGAAACGAAAGAAAAAUAAGGAAGAGGAGAAAUAAGGUUAGGGAAGGGAAGGAGAGGAAGGGAAACUAUCAAAAGGAAGGAGAAAGGAAAGGGAAGGGAAAGGAGAGUCAAAGGAAUAUAAGGAAAGUGAAGGGAAGAUAAAUAAAAGAAAAAUAAGGAGGAGGAGGAGGAGGGCGGCAGACAAUGUUAGGGAGAAGUCACUAAUUGGCUAUACCUUUCCAAAUUGGCUUUAUGGGCUGCACAGGUGAGUUCGGGAAAGCAAAUAAUUGACUGACAGGGCGAGUGAUGGACGGACUGACUGACUGGCUGCUGGCAAACUAAGUGGAAGGGAAGCGGAGGAGCAUGACUGAUGUGUGACUGCCUGAAGUGGCGUGACUGAGAGGAAUGAGUGGCGGGGAAAGAGUGAAAUGAGUGACAAGAGUGAGUUAGCCAGGGAAUGAAUGUGAGAGUGAGUGAGUAAGUGAUGGAGGGAGGGAGGUAAGGGUAAGAUAUUAAGUUAGGAAGGGGAAGGAGAAGAAAGGAAAAUAAGAGGAGGAAAGGGAAAUGAAAGGAAAACUGAGGUAAGGAAAGGAAAGGGAAGAGUAGUCAAAGGGAUUAGGGAAAGGAAGGAAAGGAAAGGAAAACAGGAGCAAAAGGAAAGGGAAAUGUAAGGAAAACAGUGAGGUAGGGAAAGGAAAGGAAAGGGAAGGGAAGUCAAAGGAAUAUAAGGGAAGGGAUUAGGGUAAGAAAUAAGGUGAGGGAAAGGAAAACAGGGACAAAAGGAAAGGGAAAUGUAAGGAAAACAGUGAGGUAAGGAAGGGGAAGGGAAGAUAAACGAAAGAAAAAUAAGAAGGAAGAGAAAUAAGGAUAGGAAAGGGAGGAAAAGGAAAGGAAAAUAACAACAAAAGGAAGUGGAAAUGGAAGGAAAACAGCAAGGUUAAGGAAAGGAAAGGGAAGGGAAGGGAAGAAAAGUGAUAGAAAGAAAAAUGAUUGAAAAAUAAGGAGCGGUGGAUUAGUCUCAACGAAAGUCUGUAAGUAGAAAGAAAAAUGAGUAAGUAGGAUGGAAAAUUGAUAGAUAGGAAGAAAAAUGCGUAAGUAGAAAGGAAAAUGAGUAAGUAGGAUGGAAAAUUGAUAGGUAGGAAGAAAAAUGCGUAAGUAAAAAGGAAAAUGAGUAAGUAGGAUGGAAAAUUGAUAGGUAGGAAGAAAUGCGUAAGUAGAAAGAAAAAUGCGUAGGUAGGAAAAAAAGUGGAUAGGUACGAAACGCUGGAAUUAAAAAGAAAAAAAAAAGAUGAAAGUAACUGUCAUUGGCGACGUGUGUGUGUGUGUGUGUGUGUGUGUGUGUGUGUGUGUUUACAAGUCACUCCCGUACGGUAACAAGUUUAAAAGUGAUGGUGAUUAGGCGGGAAAUAGGUGGAUCGUGGGAGAGGAGCAGGUGGAUAAGAAUGGGGAAUGGAGUGGAGUAGAAGGGUGGAGAAAUGGUGUGUGCAGAGGAAAGUGGAUAAUGAAUGGAUAGGGGAGUGGACUGAGACACUGACGUACGGGAAGGAUAUGUGGAGGGUGGAGGUGGGAGGGGAA
This is a messenger RNA of Eriocheir sinensis (Chinese mitten crab), 4848 nucleotides long. RefSeq lists its product as uncharacterized. Lineage: Eukaryota; Metazoa; Arthropoda; Malacostraca; Decapoda; Varunidae. The record is from RefSeq and is a predicted model, not a curated record. Bases 1476 to 2819 code for a protein of 447 amino acids. The transcript is spliced from 2 exons.